Messenger RNA from Chelmon rostratus (copperband butterflyfish), 651 nucleotides. Its product is annotated as dual specificity protein phosphatase 18. Gene Ontology annotation, molecular function: MAP kinase tyrosine/serine/threonine phosphatase activity. Gene Ontology annotation, cellular component: cytoplasm. Gene Ontology annotation, biological process: protein dephosphorylation. The transcript has a single exon. Bases 1 to 651 code for a protein of 216 amino acids. The record is from RefSeq and is a predicted model, not a curated record. NCBI's taxonomy places the organism in Eukaryota, Metazoa, Chordata, Actinopteri, Chaetodontiformes, Chaetodontidae.
AUGUCGGUCUCUCGCAUCACGCCCACCUUGUUCCUCGGGGGGGCCGACGCGCCGCUCAACGCCACGCUGGUGUCGCAGAUGGGCAUCACCCUGAUUGUCAACGCCACGCUCAACCACGUUUGCCCCGCUUACCCGGGGGUGGAGUGUGUGCGGGUCCCAGUCUCCGACCUGCCCAGCGCCCGCCUCGGAGACCACUUCGACCGAGUGGCCGCACGAAUCCAUGGCAACCGCGCGGGGGGCACGCUGGUGCACUGCGCCGCCGGUAUGAGCCGCUCACCAGCGUUGGUGAUGGCGUACCUGAUGCGGUACAGGGGGGUGACGCUCAGCCAGGCGCACCGCUGGGUCCGGGAGAGCCGGCCCUACGUCAGGCUGAACGCCGGCUUCUGGGAGCAGCUGCUGGAGUACGAGAGGAGGCUGUACGGGAGAAACACCGUCAGAGUGGCAGCAGUGCAAGAGACGCCCCCGCCCCCGCCCCCACCGACGCCCAGGGUGACGAGGUCGCUGCCUCCACUGCAGCAGACCAGCUGGUUGACGCUGGUACCCAGGUCACCUGUGAUGACCCGGGCGGCAGUGACGUCACGGUCACAGGUGACAACGCCGGCAAACAAGCGAAGAAGAGGAGCCAAAUCCAGCAACGGCAAAAAGCUCUGA